Messenger RNA from Drosophila teissieri, 685 nucleotides. Its product is annotated as gamma-aminobutyric acid receptor-associated protein. The coding region runs from base 154 to 516 and encodes 120 amino acids. NCBI's taxonomy places the organism in Eukaryota, Metazoa, Arthropoda, Insecta, Diptera, Drosophilidae. The transcript has a single exon. Gene Ontology annotation, cellular component: autophagosome; autophagosome membrane; cytosol. The record is from RefSeq and is a predicted model, not a curated record. Gene Ontology annotation, biological process: macroautophagy; autophagy of mitochondrion; autophagosome assembly. Gene Ontology annotation, molecular function: GABA receptor binding; ubiquitin protein ligase binding.
AAGCCAGCUGUGCAGUAAAGGGGAGAAAUCAUAGUUCAUAGUUCCCAGCAACUCAAGCCGACAAAAGCUAAAGCUACAGCAGAUCUACCAAAUCCAAAACGAAAACCCUUUUUUCGCUCCGCUCCGUUUCGACUCGCACUCCAGUCCGCCCAGAUGGAUAUGCACUAUCAGUACAAGAAGGACCACUCGUUCGACAAGCGCCGCAACGAAGGCGACAAGAUCCGGCGCAAGUAUCCGGACCGCGUGCCCGUGAUCGUGGAGAAGGCGCCGAAGACCCGCUACGCGGAGCUGGACAAGAAGAAGUACCUGGUGCCGGCCGACCUGACGGUGGGCCAGUUCUACUUCCUCAUCCGGAAGCGCAUCAACCUGCGUCCCGACGACGCCCUCUUCUUCUUCGUGAACAAUGUGAUUCCUCCGACUUCGGCCACCAUGGGAGCACUGUACCAGGAGCACUUCGACAAGGACUACUUCCUCUACAUUUCCUAUACCGAUGAGAACGUCUACGGACGUCAGUAGACUCGGGCUUGCCCCGCGUAAUUGCUUUGGCGGUCGGUUGAGUUUCAAUUGUCACUUUUUGCCAAUGGCACUCACUCACCCAAUAAAGAAUGACUGCUCCUAGCCAGCUAACCAGCAGUCAACCAGCAGCCAACGUCGUCAUCAUGGCUCACGCUGGGUUAACUAAUAA